Molecule: messenger RNA, 1501 nt
Organism: Homalodisca vitripennis (glassy-winged sharpshooter)
Lineage: Eukaryota; Metazoa; Arthropoda; Insecta; Hemiptera; Cicadellidae
Product: cuticle protein 3-like
Exons: 3
Coding region: 143-838 (231 amino acids)
Cellular component (GO): chitin-based extracellular matrix
Molecular function (GO): structural constituent of chitin-based larval cuticle
Source: RefSeq, a predicted model, not a curated record
AUCUGGUAACCUUCACUCGUCUGCCAAAACGAUCCUGAAGUACACUUGUCCGCUAGUCCUGGGAGGAGAAUGUUACAGCACAGACACCGUCCUUGCUAGCUCCUGUGUCACGUCGUGUGCUCAGAGGUUCUCCACCUCGGCAAUGCUAUGGAAGACUAUUGGAAUAGUUCUGUUUGUCUGUUUUGCGAAGACAUUGGCGAUCAACGAUACUCAAGACUUAGUCGGUGUUCGUGCUGUGAACAAAGCUGCCGUAACAGAUGAAACUCGAACUCAUAGAGAAGAAACCUCAACUGAAAGUUCUGACUGCACUGGGAAAGGUUUAUUUAGUGGUUGUUAUUACAUGAAGUUAGCGAAGUAUUUAACUGGCUACUUGGGAGGAUCGUAUGGAGGACUAGAACCUAACUUUACGCCACCUAUUGCCGGAUUUGGUACUUUGCCUCCACAAGGAAUCCCUUCUGGUAGCAUUCCAGGGACUCCUUCCUCACCUGUUCAACCUGAAAGAGAGAACUCAACAACCGAGGCAUGGGAUGGAUCAUACUCUUGGAAAUUUUACGUACCGGAAGGUGAGAUAUCAGCGGAAGAAAAUGGAACCGUAGAUCAGAACGUUCCCGAAGGUCCUGGCACAGUCGUUAGAGGUUCUUUCAGUUUUUCUGCUCCUGAUGGAUCACAUUUUAGAGUGACUUACACUGCCGAUGAGAGAGGGUUCCUCCCUUCAGGAGACCAUCUGCCUACCUCUCCUCCGAUACCUGAAGCUAUACUUAAGGCCCUCUUUAAAAACGUUGCAGAUGAAGAAGCAGGAAUCUUUGAUGACGGAAGCUACAAGGAAGGUAGAGGCUGAAAUGAGUUACAUUUGAUGCAACAUUCAUCAAUGUUUCUCGUGUGGUCUCUCUAUAUCCAUAUUUAGUGGUCACGUAUUAUACAAAACACUGACUACUUAAGUAAUAGCUCUCGAUGGUGAAAGUUAAUAAAAAAAGGAAAUAAAUAAUGCAUAAUAAUAAAUCAAUGAAUAAAUACAUAGCUAUUUUUUAUUUGUUAUUUUAACUAUCAUUUUUUCUUGGAUUUAUAUCCAACUUCACGAUUUAUUGUUUUUAAACGCGUAUUUCUUGUCUACAGAACAUUAAUGAUAUUUUAUUUUGUAAAAGCUAAGAGUAAUCAUCAGUGAAUAAUGUUUUUAAUUCAAUACAGUAGUACCAUAUAUUUAAAUAACCGCAAUGAAAUGUUUUAGCAGGAAUGUUCCUUUUUCAGUUUAUUGUUUAACUUUUUAUAAACCAGAUACAUUAAAUGUCAUUCUCGUAUUCCACAUUAAAUGUCAUUAAGUGAGUUUCAAUUACAGGUUUUUAGAACAUAAAGUGGUCAAAACUGUAAUGAACGAUAACAAACCUAGCUUUAUGAAAUUAUCUUAAAAGAAAAGGGUUUACCCUACGACAUAGCUAAUGUGCCAUUGUAUCAAAACUUGUAACACGAUACAGUUUUAAAUAAAAAAAAAAUAAAACAAAUUAAA